CCAGGGUUUGGAUACCUGAUCCAGAGGAAGUUUGGAAAUCAGCAGAACUGCUCAAAGAUUAUAAGCCAGGAGAUAAAGUCCUCCUGCUUCACCUUGAGGAAGGGAAGGAUUUGGAAUAUCGUCUAGAUCCAAAGACCAAGGAACUGCCUCACUUACGAAACCCUGACAUACUUGUGGGUGAAAAUGACCUCACAGCCCUCAGCUAUCUUCAUGAGCCUGCUGUGCUUCAUAAUCUCAGAGUUCGCUUUAUUGAUUCCAAACUUAUUUAUACAUAUUGUGGUAUAGUUCUAGUAGCUAUAAAUCCCUAUGAACAACUGCCCAUUUAUGGAGAAGAUAUUAUUAAUGCAUACAGUGGUCAGAACAUGGGUGAUAUGGACCCACAUAUCUUUGCAGUAGCAGAAGAAGCUUACAAACAAAUGGCCAGAGAUGAACGAAAUCAGUCUAUCAUUGUAAGUGGAGAAUCUGGUGCAGGAAAAACAGUCUCAGCUAAAUAUGCCAUGCGAUACUUUGCAACUGUCAGUGGUUCUGCCAGUGAAGCUAAUGUUGAGGAAAAGGUCUUGGCAUCCAACCCCAUCAUGGAGUCAAUUGGAAAUGCUAAAACAACCAGGAAUGACAAUAGCAGCCGUUUUGGAAAAUAUAUUGAGAUUGGUUUUGAUAAAAGAUAUCGAAUUAUUGGUGCCAACAUGAGAACUUACCUCUUAGAGAAAUCCAGAGUAGUGUUCCAGGCAGAAGAGGAGAGAAACUAUCAUAUCUUCUAUCAGCUUUGUGCUUCAGCAAAGUUACCUGAAUUUAAAAUGCUGCGAUUAGGAAAUGCAAAUAGCUUUCAUUACACGAAGCAAGGUGGCAGUCCUGUGAUUGAAGGAGUUGAUGAUUCAAAGGAGAUGGCACAUACCAGACAGGCCUGUACUUUGCUAGGAAUUAGUGAAUUGUAUCAGAUGGGAAUUUUCCGAAUACUUGCUGGAAUCCUUCACUUAGGCAAUGUUGGAUUUACAUCUCGAGAUUCAGACAGCUGCACAAUACCUCCCAAGCAUGAACCGCUCAGCAUCUUCUGUGACCUCAUGGGUGUGGACUACGAAGAGAUGUGUCAUUGGCUCUGCCAUCGGAAGCUAGCUACUGCCACAGAGACAUACAUCAAGCCCAUCUCCAAACUGCAGGCCACAAAUGCCCGAGAUGCUUUGGCCAAGCACAUCUAUGCCAAGCUCUUUAACUGGAUUGUAGAUCAUGUCAAUCAAGCUCUCCAUUCUGCUGUCAAACAGCACUCUUUUAUUGGCGUACUAGAUAUUUAUGGAUUUGAAACUUUUGAGAUAAAUAGUUUUGAACAGUUUUGCAUAAAUUAUGCAAAUGAAAAACUACAGCAACAGUUCAAUAUGCAUGUCUUCAAAUUAGAACAAGAGGAAUAUAUGAAGGAACAGAUACCAUGGACACUCAUAGAUUUUUAUGAUAAUCAACCUUGUAUUAAUCUUAUAGAAUCUAAACUGGGCAUUUUAGAUUUGCUGGAUGAGGAAUGCAGGAUGCCUAAAGGUACAGAUGACACUUGGGCCCAAAAACUAUACAACACACAUUUGAACAAAUGUGCACUCUUUGAGAAGCCCCGUCUUUCAAACAAAGCUUUCAUCAUUCAACAUUUUGCUGACAAAGUGGAAUACCAGUGUGAAGGCUUCCUGGAAAAGAAUAAAGAUACUGUUUUUGAAGAACAAAUUAAAGUUCUUAAAUCAAGCAAGUUUAAGAUGCUACCAGAAUUAUUUCAAGAUGACGAGAAGGCCAUCAGCCCAACCUCCGCCUCCACUUCAGGGCGCACACCCCUUACCCGCCUUUCUGCAAAGCCCACCAAAGGCCGACCAGGCCAGACAGCCAAAGAGCACAAGAAAACAGUGGGGCUUCAGUUUCGAAACUCCCUUCACCUGCUUAUGGAGACCCUCAAUGCUACUACCCCUCACUAUGUGCGCUGCAUCAAGCCAAAUGACUUCAAGUUCCCAUUCACCUUUGAUGAGAAGAGGGCAGUACAGCAGCUGAGAGCAUGUGGUGUCCUGGAAACCAUUCGCAUCAGCGCAGCAGGUUUCCCCUCUCGGUGGACUUACCAAGAAUUUUUCAGCCGCUACCGUGUCCUAAUGAAGCAAAAGGAUGUGCUAAGUGACAGGAAGCAAACAUGCAAGAAUGUAUUAGAGAAACUGAUAGUGGACAAAGACAAAUACCAGUUUGGCAAAACAAAGAUCUUCUUCCGUGCGGGUCAAGUGGCCUAUCUAGAAAAACUGAGGGCGGACAAGUUGAGGGCUGCCUGCAUCCGGAUCCAGAAGACCAUACGAGGGUGGCUGCUGAGGAAGAAGUACCUGCGCAUGAGGAAGGCGGCCAUCACCGUGCAGAGAUUUGUGCGUGGCUAUCAGGCCCGAUGCUAUGCUAAGUUCCUGCGCAGAACCAAGGCAGCAACCAUCAUCCAGAAAUACUGGCGCAUGUAUGUAGUUCGCAGGAGGUACAAGAUUAAAAGAGCUGCCACUGUUGUUCUUCAGUCUUAUUUGCGAGGCUACUUGUCAAGAAAUAGGUAUCGCAAGAUACUUCGUGAACACAAAGCUGUCAUCAUUCAGAAAUGGAUCCGGGGAUGGCUGGCCCGCACCCACUAUAAGCGAUGCAUGCAUGCCAUCAUUUACCUUCAGUGCUGUUUCCGGCGGAUGAUGGCCAAGCGUGAGCUGAAGAAACUCAAGAUUGAGGCCCGCUCUGUGGAACGCUACAAGAAACUCCACAUUGGCAUGGAGAACAAGAUCAUGCAGCUGCAGCGCAAAGUCGAUGAGCAGAACAAAGACUAUAAAUGCCUCAUGGAGAAACUGACCAAUCUGGAAGGGAUAUACAACUCUGAGACUGAGAAACUACGAAGUGACUUAGAACGACUUCAGCUAAGUGAGGAGGAAGCUAAAAUUGCCACUGGACGAGUUCUUAGUCUUCAGGAAGAAAUUGCCAAGCUCCGAAAAGACCUGGAGCAAACUCGGUCAGAGAAAAAGACCAUUGAGGAACGUGCAGAUAAAUACAAACAAGAAACUGAGGAGCUGGUGUCAAAUCUGAAGGAAGAAAAUACUCUGCUGAAGCAGGAAAAAGAGGCCCUCAAUCACCGUAUUGUGGAGCAGGCUAAGGAGAUGACAGAGACUAUGGAGAAGAAGUUAAUAGAAGAAACAAAACAACUAGAACUUGAUCUUAAUGAUGAAAGAUUGAGAUACCAGAACUUGCUGAAUGAGUUCAGUCGCUUAGAAGAACGCUAUGAUGACCUCAAGGAAGAGAUGACUCUAAUGAUGAACGUGCCUAAGCCUGGACAUAAAAGAACAGACUCCACUCACAGCAGCAAUGAAUCUGAGUAUACCUUUAGCUCUGAAAUUGCUGAAACUGAAGACAUUCCAUUGCGGACGGAGGAGCCAAGUGAGAGAAAGGUACCUCUCGACAUGUCAUUGUUCCUCAAGCUCCAGAAACGAGUCAAAGAGCUGGAACAGGAGAAGCAGUUGAUGCAAGAUGAGCUGGAUCACAAGGAAGAGCAGGUGCUCCGCAGCAAGGCACAGGAAGAAGAACGACCGCAAAUUAGAGGUGCAGAACUGGAAUAUGAGUCACUCAAGCGUCAAGAACUAGAAUCAGAAAACAAAAAACUAAAAAAUGAGCUAAAUGAGUUACGCAAGGCCCUUAGUGAGAAAAGUGCUCCAGAGGUGACCGCUCCAGGUGCGCCAGCCUACCGUGUCCUCAUGGAGCAGCUUACCUCUGUGAGUGAGGAGCUUGAUGUCCGCAAGGAGGAAGUCCUCAUCUUGAGGUCUCAGCUGGUGAGCCAGAAAGAAGCCAUUCAACCUAAGGAUGACAAGAAUACAAUGACAGAUUCCACAAUACUUCUGGAAGAUGUACAAAAAAUGAAAGAUAAAGGUGAAAUAGCACAAGCAUACAUUGGUUUGAAAGAAACAAACAGAUCAUCUGCUAUGGAUUGCCAUGAGUUGAAUGAGGAUGGAGAGCUGUGGCUGGUUUAUGAAGGGUUAAAACAAGCCAACAGGCUUCUGGAAUCCCAGCUCCAGUCGCAGAAGAGAAGCCAUGAGAAUGAAGCUGAGGCUCUCCGUGGGGAGAUACAGAGCCUGAAGGAGGAGAACAACCGGCAACAGCAGCUGCUGGCCCAGAACCUGCAGCUGCCCCCAGAGGCCCGCAUUGAGGCCAGCCUGCAGCAUGAGAUCACCCGGCUGACCAACGAAAACCUGGAUUUGAUGGAACAACUUGAAAAACAAGAUAAGACUGUCCGGAAACUGAAAAAGCAACUGAAAGUGUUUGCCAAAAAAAUUGGUGAACUAGAAGUUGGCCAGAUGGAGAAUAUAUCUCCAGGACAGAUCAUUGAUGAGCCCAUCCGUCCAGUCAAUAUUCCCAGGAAAGAAAAAGAUUUCCAAGGAAUGCUGGAAUACAAGAAGGAGGAUGAGCAAAAACUUGUUAAGAACCUGAUUCUGGAACUGAAACCACGUGGAGUAGCUGUCAAUUUGAUUCCAGGGUUACCAGCAUAUAUUCUGUUCAUGUGUGUUCGACAUGCCGACUACCUGAAUGAUGACCAGAAAGUAAGGUCAUUGCUAACAUCAACAAUUAACAGCAUCAAAAAAGUAUUAAAGAAAAGAGGUGAUGAUUUUGAGACGGUCUCCUUCUGGCUCUCUAACACAUGCCGAUUUUUACACUGUUUGAAGCAGUACAGUGGAGAAGAGGGCUUCAUGAAACACAACACAUCUCGCCAAAAUGAACACUGCCUCACCAAUUUCGACCUGGCUGAGUACCGGCAGGUGCUGAGUGACUUAGCCAUUCAGAUCUACCAGCAGCUGGUGCGGGUGUUGGAGAACAUCCUUCAGCCUAUGAUAGUCUCUGGCAUGCUGGAGCACGAAACCAUUCAGGGUGUAUCAGGAGUGAAGCCAACAGGGCUAAGAAAGCGCACCUCCAGCAUUGCUGACGAGGGCACCUACACACUGGACUCCAUCCUCCGGCAGCUCAACUCCUUCCACUCAGUCAUGUGCCAGCAUGGCAUGGAUCCUGAACUUAUCAAACAGGUGGUCAAGCAGAUGUUCUACAUUGUGGGCGCCAUCACCCUGAACAACCUCCUGCUGCGGAAAGACAUGUGCUCCUGGAGUAAAGGCAUGCAGAUUCGGUACAAUGUCAGUCAGCUGGAAGAAUGGCUACGUGACAAGAAUCUAAUGAAUAGUGGGGCUAAAGAAACCCUAGAACCUCUUAUUCAGGCUGCUCAGCUUUUGCAAGUGAAAAAGAAAACAGAUGAUGAUGCAGAAGCUAUUUGUUCUAUGUGCAAUGCUCUAACUACUGCCCAGAUUGUCAAGGUGUUGAAUUUGUAUACUCCAGUUAAUGAAUUUGAAGAAAGAGUCUCUGUAUCAUUUAUUCGUACCAUACAGAUGCGCCUACGAGACAGGAAAGACUCUCCUCAGCUGCUCAUGGAUGCUAAACACAUCUUCCCUGUCACCUUCCCUUUUAACCCAUCCUCCCUUGCACUAGAAACCAUCCAGAUUCCAGCCAGCCUGGGUCUGGGAUUCAUAGCACGGGUCUGAAAGUGAUGUCCAGGCAAACAUUGACAAUACAUUUCUUGCCUGAAAUAAGGACCAUUUCUUUCCAGUGAGCUACUGAAAACACAUUUUUAAAGGAAAAGUACUGAUUACCUCCUAAACAAGAGGUUACUAACUGGAAAUCUCCCCAGAAUACUUUCAUCACCAGGGGAAGAAAGAUAGGCUCCUCUGUGCUCUGUUACCUGUACACUCAUCCUUGAUCAGUUAGAUGUCUUGAGUUUACAUGCAGGUGAAUGAUGGUAGGGUGGUAGGAAAGAAGAGGGAAAAAAAUGUGUCUUCAGCUGCCCGCAUUUAUUUUAAAUCCCUAGCACCAUACUUAAAUAGUAUAGGAAACAUCAAGUCCUGAUAAGAACUUUUGUUAGUCAGGGAUCAACAAAGGACCUCCAUUGCAUUAGCUGAAGAGUUGGAAAGUUACCAUGGAGCACGUAUCACAUCAGUUUAGGAAUCAAUUAUGCUGAUAUUUUCAAACUGGAUCAGAGAAAUAAACUGGCAAUAUAUAAAGCA
Condylura cristata (star-nosed mole) is the source of this 6056-nucleotide messenger RNA. It is a transcript of the gene MYO5A, whose product is annotated as myosin VA (heavy chain 12, myoxin). The record is from RefSeq and is a predicted model, not a curated record. Lineage: Eukaryota; Metazoa; Chordata; Mammalia; Eulipotyphla; Talpidae. Gene Ontology annotation, cellular component: myosin complex; actin cytoskeleton; vesicle. Gene Ontology annotation, molecular function: microfilament motor activity; ATP binding; actin filament binding. The coding region runs from base 363 to 5537 and encodes 1724 amino acids. Gene Ontology annotation, biological process: vesicle transport along actin filament; actin filament organization. The transcript is spliced from 40 exons.